Eimeria maxima is the source of this 825-nucleotide messenger RNA. RefSeq lists its product as hypothetical. Lineage: Eukaryota; Apicomplexa; Conoidasida; Eucoccidiorida; Eimeriidae. The transcript is spliced from 12 exons. The record is from RefSeq and is a predicted model, not a curated record. The coding region runs from base 1 to 825 and encodes 274 amino acids.
AUGCAGCGAAGCAGAAGCCUACAGAAACAGAGGAGGGCUACGCAUGCAGGGACGUGGUAUGACGCUGACAGGAGUAAAUUGUCUGGACAGAUUCAGCGAUGGAUUGAGCGCGCCGCCAAAGUCUGCGACGAUGGGCAUAUAAAGGCCCUUAUUUGCCCGCAUGCAGGCCUUCGCUUCUCAGGGUCUACAGCUGCUUGUGCAUGGAAGCAAGUUGACCCCUCGAAAUACGAGAGGGUUUUCUUAUUGGGUCCUUCGCACUACAAACACUUUAAGGGGGUUGCGUUGCCUCCUGAGGGUUGUAGUGUUUAUUUAACACCAUUAGGGGAUUUACCAUUGGAUAUAGAGACUCUCGAAACCCUCAGAACCUCGGGGGUUUUUCAAGGGGUUUCUCUUGCUGAGGAUGAGGAGGAACAUAGUGUUGAGCUUAUGCUUCCUUUUCUUAGGCAUACCUUCAAGGAGGGUGUAAAGAUAGUUCCGAUGAUUGUUGGGGAUUUAAAGGGACGCAAAGACAAUCAAAAAUUUGUUGAUAUGUUGUUGGACUAUUUCCUCCAAGAUGAGAACCUCUUUAUCAUAUCUUCGGACUUUUGUCAUUGGGGAUCACGGUAUUCUUAUUACUACCUGGAGGAUUCACGACCUGAAGUCCCCAUACAUGAGGCUAUAGAGAUGGAUAGGAAGGCCGUCAGCUUCAUCACUGAACAUCAAAGCCAAGGGUUUUACGAUUACUUAGAAACAACAGCUCCUAGAAGCCGCAGCAGCAAAGAACGCCGCAAAGUUCUCAACACAGCUCAUUGCCUAUUCGCAGUCAAGCCAAGCAAAGUCGCGUAA